GGUCAAUCUUGUUUGUUGCUAUAAUAUAAUCCAUUGUAAAAUAAUUAUUAGAUUAAUUCGACAAUGAUUUCGAAUGAGUUUAUUAUUUUAGCACAUCGUAAAUUCGAUUCUAUUAAAUUUCGCUUGCCUUAUUUUGAGGUUAGUUUUCAUUAAUUUACGAAAAAAACUAUAAUUUCCGUUAAAUACACCGGCCAAAUUUAUCCGGAAUUAUCUAAAAAUAAUUGCCAAUGCUUCAGUAUCGCUUACUACAUCCUCGCAUACAGGCGAUGUAAUUAUUUGAAACAGUCGAGUUUUCAUUUGUUUCGGCCAAACCGAACCGGUCAUAAAAACCAAUCGAUAUGAGCAAAGCAUAUUUUAUCUCCACCAGUAGAACCGUGAAGUUGAAUUACGCUUACAUAGUAGCCAUUACGGGUAACCUGCUAGCCCUUACCGGAGACACGACGCUAACAUGGUCGUCACCGAUCCUUCCGAAACUGCGGAACCUCACCGACGACAACCCCUUGGGCUACGCCAUCACCUCUUCCGAGGAAAGCUGGAUAGGCUCUCUGCAGUACAUCGGCGCCAUGUGCGGCAUAGUGCUCUUCUCCUUCCUGGCCGAUGUGAUCGGAAGGAAACCGGUGCUGUUGGUCCUGGCCUUGCCUCACUUCGUCUCUUUCGUGUCCUUCGCGUUCGCUAGAAACAUCUAUUUGUACUAUUUCGGGAGGUUCCUGGGCGGCGUGUCCUUAUCAUCGGUCUACAUAGUCCUUCCUAUGUAUGUAGCCGAGAUAUCGGAAGACUCCUAUCGAGGGAUGUUGCUCGUGUCUUACAGCACUUUCGCCAGUUUGGGCGAUCUUAUUCCGUAUUUAAUCGGUCCGUAUACGUCCAUAUUGUGGUUUAAUGUUAUCUUGGCUGUGUUCCCGGUGGUAUUUUUCGUUCUAUUUCUGGCAAUCGCCCCGGAGAGCCCGUAUUACUACGUGGGUCGGGACGAUAAGAUGGCGGAGGAUUGCUUGAAUAGGCUCCGAGGCGCUCGGUUACACUACAGCGCUGCUGAGGAAUUGCAAGAAAUCAAAAACGAGAAGAGUAAAGACCAAAGAGGGGAUUUUUUGAAUACUCUCAAGAAGCGGUACGUUGUUAAAGGGUUCUUCGUAGCGCUCGGUUUGAGCGUGUUCCAGCAACUGUCCGGUUUGGGUGCCAUUUUGGCGUAUACUCAAACUAUUUUCGAUACAGCAGGUGCUAAUAUUUCGCCCGAAAUAUCCGCGAUAAUCGUGGGGUUGGUACUAUUCCUAGCUAGUUUCCUCGGGCCUUUAAUCGUUGAUAGAAAAGGCAGGAAGUUUCUUCUCGUAUGUUCAGCUAUAGGUUGUAUAAUAUCGGAAGGUGUAAUGGGGGUAUACUUUUGGUUCCUGCAAGAAGAUAAUAAUAGCUCGAUGAGCGGCGUUUCUUGGAUACCCCUCGCUUGUCUCAUCGUCUACGUGGUAACGUUUAAUGUGGGAUUCGGGCCGUUGCCUUACACGGUUACCUCGGAGGUGUUGCCGAAUAACGUGAAGUUUUACUUAGCUACCGUGACGGGGUUCACGGGGUGGCUGGUGUCCUUUUUGGUUACGAAAUUUUUUAACGAUCUCAACGCCGUUUUGGGCAAGGGCGGUACUUUUUUUUUGUUCGGCGGUUUUUGCGUUUGCGCGCUGGUUUUUAUCCUGUUGGUAGUACCGGAAACUAAGGGGAAGAGCUUUCAAGAAAUUCAGGAUAUUUUGGAUAAAUAGUUGUUUGUUAGAUGUCAGAUCUUUUAGUAAAUGUUUGUUGUGAUAAUUAUACAUUGUUUAUACGAGAUAUAUUAUAUGAGAUUCAUUAAACAUGUCG
Molecule: messenger RNA, 1833 nt
Organism: Phyllotreta striolata
Lineage: Eukaryota; Metazoa; Arthropoda; Insecta; Coleoptera; Chrysomelidae
Source: the annotation of a GenBank genome assembly